Molecule: messenger RNA, 2710 nt
Organism: Hippocampus zosterae (dwarf seahorse)
Lineage: Eukaryota; Metazoa; Chordata; Actinopteri; Syngnathiformes; Syngnathidae
Gene: lpxn
Product: leupaxin
Exons: 9
Coding region: 144-1265 (373 amino acids)
Biological process (GO): transforming growth factor beta receptor signaling pathway; actin cytoskeleton organization; muscle structure development
Cellular component (GO): filamentous actin; Z disc; adherens junction
Molecular function (GO): muscle alpha-actinin binding; actin binding
Source: RefSeq, a predicted model, not a curated record
AUUAGAAAAAAACCUGAUUUCAGAAACAGAACAGAAAUAUCAUCACAGGAAGUGAAGACAUGACUUGCGGUUGGUUACUUCAGCAAUAGCGACUGCAGUGAGGGGGAAAACAACAACACACACAUCUUCAUUCUGAGAGAAACAUGGACGAGCUUGACUUGCUUUUGGAGGAACUAGCCCUCAAUCCGACUGCUUCAGAAGGCAGCAGUGCAACCCUGAAAGAGGUGUCAGCUGCAGUCAACACUGGACCUAAAAAGGGAUCUAACCUAAGACUUUACAGUUUUAGUGAGCCGCCUCUUCCUGAGGCAGCUUCCCAGGACUCACCCACCAUAGAGCUGGACUCCAUUUUGCAAGAGCUGAUGAGCCUGGGAUCAGAGAACGCGACAUCGUCACAGCUUUUACCGGAGCGGUCUGUUGAGAAGAAACCAAAAGACGGUCAACGGGAUUUCGAUGCAAAGGCUUCAGCCGGGAGCAGAGAUACGGACAGUAUCGAUGAUCUUCUCGGAGGACUGAGCACGGACUUGGAAAAGAUUGGAGUCCACACAGCAGCCAAGGGUCGCUGCGCUGCCUGUAAUAAAGUGAUUGUGGGCAAGCUGGUGGCAGCAUUGGGUGAAACGUGGCACCCGCAGCACUUUGCGUGUGCUGUGUGCAAGACGGAACUGAGCACCACGGGCUACUUUGAGAGGGACGGACGCCCGUACUGCAAGGAAGACUACGAGCAGCUCUUCGCUCCACGCUGCGCUUACUGCAAAGGGCCCAUCGUGCAGAACAUCCUGACAGCUCUGGACCAGACCUGGCAUCCAGAUCACUUUUUCUGUGCACACUGUGGAAAUUUCUUUGGAGAUGACGGUUUCCUGGAGAAGGAUGGGAAGCCUUAUUGUUCCGGUGACUUCUACCGGCUCUUUGCCCCCAAGUGCGCUGGCUGUGGGGGGUCAGUGACGGAGAAGUACCUGACGGCAGCCAACGGCACGUGGCAUCCGGAAUGCUUCGUCUGUGCGGACUGUCUGAAGCCCUUCUCUGACGGCCGCUUCAUGGAGCUGGACGGCCGCCCGCUGUGCCAGACGCACUUCCACACACGUCAGGGCACUUUGUGCGGCAGUUGCCGUCAACCGAUCGUGGGCCGCUGCAUCUCAGCUCUGGGCAGCAAGUUUCAUCCGGAGCACUUUGUGUGCGCCUUCUGUCUGCGGCAGCUCAGCCAGGGAAUCUUUCAGGAGCACAAAGGCAGACCGUACUGCUCCAUGUGCUUUAACAAACUCUUUGUGUGAUGUGGAAAGGCAUAAAAAAAAGGGCAACAUAGCUUUUGCGGGCUUAACAUUCAUCACGUGCAGUUAGUCACUCAAACGAUACGGCAAAUGCAGAGUUUUGCUCACUAAGUAAAAAUGUCACUCAUUUCUAUGCUCCGGUCUCCCAUUGCCAAUUUGGCUGUUUAUUGGUAUGUCUUCCAGUGGAGAGUUCAACAUUGGACGAGUGGAAACUUCGUUUGGGGAGCGAUGAAGCAAAGUGAAACGACACAAUAUCUGGCAGUCUGAUGGACGAGUUAUAUUUAGCGCAGAAUAUUGUGUUUGCACACUUGUGAAAAGCGACAGAGAUCCAAGUUUCAUUUGUUCCAUGACCGUGCUGUCACUCAGUACACUUGUGUUUUAAAUAUUUCCCCAUUGAAAAGAAUGGAAAUGCAUUUAAUUAUUUUCAACCUCCCUCCAGCAAACCAUCAUGGGUCUCCUUUAAUGAUACGACUGUAUACAAUUACUUAAUAGAAGCAGAGUAAUGGCAGAAAUCAAUAUAAUUUCCAUGUAUCCAUCCAAGAUCCGAAUUGCUUAUCCUUAAAGAAGUGAAUACUUUUUGAACACUUUUUGCUUCAAUUAAAUGUACAUUGUGCUCCUCCUUACGUACGCCUUGGCGGUAGGAAAAUACAAAAAUGCAGAUAUACUGUACAUGGGGACAGAGGAGAUGUCACAACUCAGCUGUACUAUGACCUCAUUCUUUGCAGAGAACAAAGAAUAUAUGCAUGUGGGUAUCGUCAUACUCAUCUGUCUACAUUUGUUACUUAAUCGAUUGUGUACAAAUAGCCGGUUAUAACAUCGCCACGUAGAUGCUACACACCGGUUAGAGCGGCGACAGAGUUUCCCGUUGUGUUAGCAUUAGCAUGAAGCUAGUGGACUUAAAGGCUAAACUGUGUCGUUGUUUUAAAUCCAAAUAACGAUGUACAUGUCAUCAUUUGGUGACAUGACACCAGCUACAUUCAAAAAAAUGUUUUAAAUGUGCAGUGGGAAUUUUAUUCCUUGCUAGCUGCCGGCGCGCUAACCGGAGUUUCCUUUACAACACUGGCUGACCAACUGGGUCUCGACGCACGCACCUCACCCCGCAGACAGCCUCUUCAUUCGCCACACAGACUCCUUUGUAGCCGCAUGUGGAAGAUUGAUGAAGGGGCUCAAGUCAACAAACUCGUUUUUACUGUUGGAUGGAGCGUCCAAACAUCACUGCGGUGCUCAAACAACUCAUUCCCGGUGACGAGAGAUGGAUCAGCCACUAAGUGCUUUCGUGUUUUUUUUGGGGGGGUGGGGAGGAAAAUUGUAGCACCGAUGUACUUUGCACAUUGAUAUGAUUCAUUUGUUACAAUGAAAAAUUACACCGUGUUGCAGUUCGGCAAUUCAGAAUAGAACUUAUAUGUUAUCGUAUGUUAUUGCUGAUUAAAAUAUAGCGUUCCCGCUGA